Angiostrongylus costaricensis is the source of this 2199-nucleotide messenger RNA. The record is from the annotation of a GenBank genome assembly. Lineage: Eukaryota; Metazoa; Nematoda; Chromadorea; Rhabditida; Metastrongylidae.
AUGUCACAAAAAGUUAGUGUGUUGGACUUGACCUCGCCGGAUUUUGAUGUCGACGCUUACUUAAGUUCCCAGCUUAAAGAGAAGAACCUUGAUGAAUUGGUUAAGGAAGAGGAGGAAAUGGUAGCAUCAGUGCGCCGUUUGGAUUCCGAUGUCCAUCAACUCGUAUACGAGAAUUACAACAAGUUCUUAACAGCUACAAGUACUGAAAUGGAGUCACUUAGUACAAAUAUGAAAAACAUAUCCGAGUUAAUUGGUGAAUUAGGUUCCGUUCUUGGAGCGAGGCGGGAAGGGGUAGCUCAGUUGGGCAGCUCUUAUAAAGUGGUCAAAAAUCUGCAAUCUCUUUUUGAACUACCAAGUAUUCUUCAGAUCUGUUUCGACGAAGGGAACUAUAAUGACGUUGUGAGAUUAUAUUUAUUAGCUCAAAAAGGUCUGAGUAAGUAUGCUGACAUGAAAAAUAUUUGUGAAAUCCAAGGCAAAGUCGACCAAAUAAUUUUCGAAACUGAAAAACAGUUAAUAAAAUCGAUUGAUCGGUGUACUGAUGAUAUUGAUGGUGUUGCUGGUGCUAUAGGAUUACUCAUUAAACUUGGAAACGAUCCUGAAGAGGUCCAGCGUUUACUGCUAAAAUCGUCGGAAUUAUCGUUACAAAACGACCUAAAGCAGCUUCAAAGCGAUCCAGCGGAUGUCUUAGAUCUAGUUGACAAGGGUUGUGAGUCAUUCAUACCGAAUCUUGCUCUUCUUGCGACUCUUCAUGAACGUUUGUUUCCGUCUUCAUCAGAUUGCUUGUUAGAAAUGUUGCGAAGGCAGCUCGCUUUAUUUCACGACAUUGUGUCUGAUUUAUUCCUUUCUUCAUCUGAUCCGAAAGAUUGUCCAAUAGUGGUGCGUGCGCUGGAUCGGUAUUUUAGGAAAGUGUCUACGUGCAAACAAGUGAUUCAUGGUGAGCUUCUGAAUAAGCAGCAAUUAAUUUUCAGUUUGCCAUAUUGUCCUCAAAUUUUCACAAGGGAUUUAGCACUUGUUCCUCUUUUAAUCCGUAGUUCCCAAAAUGUGCCUGGUAUCCUCAAUUUAUCUAUAAAUUUUCCCCUUUUCAAAUUGAAAAGGCUGGAUUGCUCCACAUGUACAAUCGCUUUGAUUCGCGAUGUAUCAAAACAUGAAGUUCUGAUUUCUCGAAAAUAUAUUAUGGAAGAAAUCAAAUUAGUUAUGCAAGAGACUCGUCAGUCGCUGAUCUCCAAAAAUGUCGACCUUUCCUCUCUAACAGCAAAACUUGAACAGUCGUUCGUUUUUCAGGUGAAGACCGCAUUAGCCAAUCUACUUCUCUUUAUUGCUAGCGACGUAACAUUUUCUACACUCUCUCCAACGGAAUUUCGAACAGAGUUUGCUCACUGUGUUCAUGAAGAAAUUGUAAUUGGCGCAUUUAAAGACUUCACCGCUGUCGCUGAGACCUAUGGAUCUUCUGAAGGCGAAACUCGUUAUGCGAGUCCUUUGAUUAUGUUAUUGAUAGCAUUUACUCUUCACCAUUUGGCAAACAAGUCAUCGCAAUAUCUUUUAAGCCUUUGCCGAGAACAAUUUUCCCUAAUUACAACGAGUACAACUGAGCGACUGACAGGUAUGUAUAUAAAUCUUAGCGGAAAUAACUUCACGUCGGAUCCACAUGCUAAAUGUAUCCACUUGAUCGUGAUAGAGCUCAGCGAUGAUAGUGAUGCAGUGGAAAAUGCUCACAAUAUCGAGAUACAACGUAUUAUUCGAUCGGCUGUGAGACAUACAGUUGAGGAAAUAUUAGAAUGUGAUUCUAUGUUGUCUCGUUUAAUUGGUGGUGAGGUUGGUCGUAAAGAAAGUCGUCAUAGAAGACCAUUGCCGCAACCCUCGGCGACAGACUCUUCACGAGAUUCAUUAUGGUGUGAACGUAUCGAUUUCAACCAGCAGUUGCAUUUCAACAAAGCUUCAAUAAUUGGUGCCAUUGUAAUGGUCUUGCUAAAGUCAUUCACUGAAUCAGUUAGGUUGCAGACUUAUGGAAAAUUUGCAGUACAGCAAAUUCAGGUGGAUUGUUAUUUUCUUCAACAUGAAUUGUCACCAUUAGUUUCGAAUGAAGUCAUUGUGAAUUCUAUGAUGGAUCAAGUUCUUUCAUCAGCAUUGAGACGGUGCGUAGCUCCGGAGUUAGUCCAUCCUAGUCAGUUGCGGCAAAUUUGUGAAGAUAAAGAAGACUAG